Molecule: messenger RNA, 2086 nt
Organism: Sinocyclocheilus rhinocerous
Lineage: Eukaryota; Metazoa; Chordata; Actinopteri; Cypriniformes; Cyprinidae
Product: zinc finger BED domain-containing protein 4
Exons: 2
Coding region: 907-2073 (388 amino acids)
Molecular function (GO): protein dimerization activity
Source: RefSeq, a predicted model, not a curated record
UCGGCCGAUAAAUGCUAUUUUUAAUAUUAUCGUUAUCGGUCCAAUAACAAAAUUAGGUCGAUAUCUUUAAGCCGAUAAAUUAUGUAUUAUUUCCGCUGGUUGAACCACUUCACGUGCUUGCUGCUGGCCACUAGGGUUUUGAUCGUCGCUUCUGUGACGUCGCACAAAGCAGACGCGGGCGUUACAAGAGCUGGUGCUAGAGAGAAGAUAAGAUGUCAGCAGUGUGGGAGUUUUUCAUCGUGAAAAAAGAGGACACCAGACUUGCAAUCUGCAACAGCUGCAAAUGCGAGGUAAUGCGAGGGGGCAGUAGAACAAAAAACUUCAAUACUACUAAUCUAAUAAGCCAUCUGAAGUUUCACCAUCCCAAAAUGUAUAAAGAUUAUCAGACGAAAGUCACUGCCAAACAAACAGUGUUACCCACUACCAAUAAGCCAGUACAACAAACACUUGACAAUAUGAAGAAAUUUGACAGGGACAGUGCCAAAGCAAAAGCCAUCACAUGCAAAGUUAUGGAAAUGAUUGCAAUUGAUGACCAACCUUUCAGCAUUGUUGAGGAUUUUGGAUUUCUUCGGCUUAUCAAAUUUAUUGAACCGCGCUACUCGCUCCCUAGCCGGUGGCACUUCGCUGACGUUUCGCUCCCCGUUCUAUACAAUGAAGUGGCAGCUCACAUCCACAUGCUGUUGGGCAAAAAUGUGACAGAUAUAAGUAUCACUACUGACAUAUGGAGCUCUGACGUAAGUCCAGUGAGUAUGUUGAGCCUUACUGCUCAGUGGAUUGAGGAAAACUUUGAGAUGAGGAGAGUAAUGUUGCAUGCGCAAGAAUGCCCAGGCUCUCACACCGGCGCUGCUAUAGCGAGGGCACUCGAGAGCAUGUUCGUUCGGUGGAACAUAACUAAAGAUAUGGUACAUGCUGUGCUGCGAGAUAAUGGCCGCAAUUAUGGUUAAAGCCAUCGAAGACUGUGGAUUGAACAGUCUUGGCUGCAUGGCUCAUACUCUCCAGUUAGCCGUGCAUGACGGAGUUCUGAGCCAGCGCAGCAUUUCCGACUGUAUGGCGAUAGGGAGAAAGAUAGUCUGGCACUUCAAACAUUCUCACCUUGCCAUGUCCCGACUUGGAGAGAUACAGACAGAGCUAGGACUGUCAAAAAAGAUGCUGCAACAAGACACUCCGACACGUUGGAACAGUACGUUUUAUAUGAUGUCAAGUUUGUUAGCACAGAAGCGAGCACUUAGUGCAUAUGGGGCAGAAUUCGAGCUUCCCGCAUCUUUCAGCGCGUACCAGUGGGGCCUUAUUGAAAAUGCAGUAACACUGCUUGCGCCUUUCGAAGAACUGACGAGAGAAAUAAGUUCACACACGGCAACUGAUUCAGACGUGAUUCCCUCUGUUGAGGCUCUGAAACGUUUACUGAACAAGAGUCUUAGUACAGAUAGAGGUGUGAAGACGACAAAAGCUACUCUGCUGGAGGCUGUGAAGCAGCGGUUUAAUGGCAUAUACACCAAGCCUUUGUACUUCUUGGCAACGAUCCUGGACCCAAGGUACAACGAUCGCUUUUUUGAUCAAGCCACCAAACAGCGAGUAACAGAAAUGCUGCUGAGACAACUGAACAAGAUGACAGAACUUGAAAAUAGCACGGAGAAAGAGAGAAAUGAGACAGAGCCCCCUUUAAAAAAGACGUGCACCAAGAGCGACGGAGGCGCAACAUCCCUGCUUGACAUGUAUGGUGCAAUUCUUGAAGAAAACAUGGCCACAGAACACCAGACGCACCAAACAUCUCCAGUAGGACAGCAGGUGAAUGCAUAUCUAAGUGAGCCACCCAUUUCCAGGAGUGAGAGCCCACUGCAGUUUUGGAAAAGCAAUAUGUCCCAUUUUCCAGCCCUGGCCCAAGCUGCACGCAAAUACCUGUCAGCUCCCUGUACCAGCGUUGACAGCGAACGUCUCUUCUCAGCGGCAUCAAAUGUGAUUGAUGAAAAGAGAAACAGACUUAUGUGUGAGAAAGCUGAAAUGCUUCUCUUCAUUAAAAAAAAACAUCCCACUCUUACAUUCACAGAUGAAGUAGCCAGACAAUCAUGUUUCUAGUUGGCCUUUCUGU